ACAGAGUGGCAACCACAAGCACAACAACAGCAACAACAGAAGAAAAAACCAACUGAGAAAACACAAUGCAGAACGAGCCACAAGCGUGAAAGCAAAGCGGAAACAACAACAAACAAUAAUAAAAGAAGAUUUUUCUACCAAUUAAAAAUACAUACACAGUCCGAGACUGUCAUAUAUAUAUAUAUAUACCUGCAUGUGUAUUGACAUGCAGCGAUAUUAAAUACAAAGUCCUGUCAAUCACAAAUCGCAGAUGGACAGCAGCGACGACGACGACAGCACCACGUCGAUACCGCGGCCCAUCUAUGAGGCGACCUCGGCAAUUGAUAGCCCGCCUCCAACUUUGUGGACAGGUUCAGCUGCCCAGGAGCGGGAAUCGUUGCCUAAUAAGCGAUUAAAGUAUGUAGUUAGCUCUCCUCCGGGCUCGGCCAAUGGCAGCAGCUCUUCCAACUCGAGCGCCUGGAAAGACACAGCCGCAGCAGCUGGCGGCCACGCGUCGCUCACGAUGAAGCUGACCAAGGUGGCGACACAUCAAGGCGAAGCGAAGCCCGCAAGCACAUCGACGCCCAAGCAGGAGGUGAAGGUGCGCGUGCCAAAGGAAAUGCUUGCACUACAGCGCUCCCACAACGAAUCCCAGGUGCUGACGGGUUACGUCUCCGACAGCGCUAAGAUGAAGCGGCGCAAAUCGCGUGCCGUUGCAGAGCAUCUAAUCAAGCAAUCUUCGACUAGUAGCAGCAACAUGUCCACCACGCUGCCCAGCUCGACAAGCAGCGGAAGAGGCGGCGUUAGGGCAACGCUGAAGCGCAGCAAGAGCAUACACGCACCUAUGUGGGAUUCUGUUGAGGAAUGGCAACAGGCGACACAGCUGCCCAGUAAACAGUCGAAGAAGAGACGCAACUUUUCGGUGGCCUGCGAUCCUGGCGAAGAGCCGUUGACGGAACUGAGCACCAACGAGGAAACAGAAGAAGAGAGCAACAGCAGCAGCACGAGACGCUUUCGUUCCCGCAGCAAGACCGUCUCGUUGAGCAGCGGUAAUCAGCGAUCGGAACCUCAACGAGUCGAUCAGCUGGAACAGGAAAAGGCAGAUGCGGAAGCGGAAGCCGAGACGGAUGCGGAUGCGGAUGGUGGAGAGUGGCGUGCCAGCUCCACAGCCGAUACGGAUCCCAAUCUAUCCAUGUAUUCGGAUGCUACGGAUGAGACAAAGAUUACGGGGUCUGGCAGUGCAGGAAGCGGUGAUGCACGAGAAGAACUGCAGAAAAGACUCGACGAGAUCUGGCAACCAGCACCAAGGAACGGAUGGGAUCCAUUCUGUUGGAAGUGUCGAGCAUGUGGCGCACUGAUGCCCUGCUCCAAAUGCCUACGCUCCUUCCACGCCUACUGCGUGCGACCUGCAUCCACAAAGUUUGACAGCACCUGGAAAUGUCCCGAAUGCCAGCUCAUUGAAAGCGCGCCUAAACGGCCACGUCGCAAUGAUGUAUCCGUGGAUCUGCUCAGUCAGCUGUUAACCUAUGCACUGGAGCGCAUGAAACUUGUGCGCGGGAUACACAAAUUGCGUGCACCACAGGAAGUGCUGCCGGAUUGCUAUAGCAAAUACUUUGCAAAUCCGGUGAGCUUUAAUAGUUUAGCGGAACGCAUAAAAAAUCACGUGUUUAACAGCGCCGACGAGUUUCUCAGCGAGGUGAAGUGGAUGCAGCACAAUGCGCUCAUUUUAGACUCUGGAGAUGUCAAAGUGGAGCAAGCUUCUAAGGCAGUAGUCAAGGUGUGCCGACAGGAGGCCAAUGAGAUAGAUACCUGCGCCGAGUGCUAUUUGAAUGCCAACUCCAGUGACGAGUGGUUCAUUAAGGUGUGCACCCAGCCACAUUUGCUGCUGUGGGCCAAGCUGAAAGGUUUUCCCUACUGGCCAGCCAAGGCCAUGGGUUGCGGUCCAAAUGCAGGUGUUAAUGUACGCUUCUUUGGCAAACACGAUCGCGCCAAUGUGCCCGUCAAGGAUUGUUUUUUAUAUUCCGCACAAGAUCCCAAUACGCAGACGAGUCGACGAUCCGCACGCGAUCUAGCCGAAUGCAUACGCGAAGUGGAGGUGCACAUUGAGCAUAUAAAGAAUAAAAUUGGCACCUUUAACUAUGCGCCGUAUCGCUCGCCCUACGAUCCGCAAGAGGAGCAACAGCAGCUUGAGCAAAUGAUGCCGGGCGUCAGUGAUGUCAUCAACAGGCAAUUGGCGCCGGCCAACAAGGCCCCACUGCAGUUCCUCAUACGCAAAACCUCAGGCGACAAAUUGUCCAUUGUAAAAAAAACAAAGGCCACCGAAUCGGGCAACGAAUCAGAUCAGUCAGCAAGCCCAACCAAGAAACCAAUCCACGAUGCUGAAUCGUCGUCGUCGCAAUUGAGUAACGAACACUCGAAGCCGAAGAGCAGCAACUACGAAGUGAUACCCAGAGCUGGCGAUGAUUUAAGGGAAUCUCGCAGCUGCACAGUUGUUCUCAAGCGCAAAUCCCUGGAGUCCUGCAAGGCAUUAGUAAAGAUUUCGUCAACUCUGCCUGGAGACCCAUCGCCCACAAUUAAGCGCAAACAUUCACAGAGUGAUGCCAGCAGCGAGACGAGCCAACAGGGCACCAGUUCGGAGCAGAGGCGACGCGGAAAACACGCGCGCAAGGCGGCGGCAGCAGAGUGCCAGGAUAAUGAUGAGGAGACACAACAGCCAACUGAACAAGAAACGGAACUGCCUAAAGUGGACAACGAGACGGCAGCUCCAGCGGCGGGCUCAUCUGAAGCAAGUCCAGGUGUUGAGUCGGUGGUGGAACUGGUGCGCAGACGACACGGUGUAACUAUAACCAAGAUUUCCCGGGAUCAACAACAACAGCAACAGCAACAGCUGCAGAUUCAACCACAGCAAUUACAGCAGCAGCAGCAACAACAGCAGCCGCAGCAACAACAACAGCAGCCGCAGCAGCAAAUACAACAGCAACCACAGCCGACUCCAACCAUAGCUGCAGUCCAGCCGAAUGAGACUGUAACUGUUAAUGAGGCGGUAGCCAGGCAGCGUGCAAUGGAGCGACAGCAGCAACAGCUUAUUAGCAAGGUGGUGCCCUUUGUGGAAAUCAAGAAAGAAGUGCUCUCUGAGCCAGAGGAAAACGAAGAAAUUCCCGAUGCAAGUGCAACACAGCCAAUGGCAGUCGAGGAGGAACCGCAGCAGGUGGAAAAUGCACAACCAGCGCCUGAGAUCAACCUGCCCGCUGCAGUACCACCGGAGCAACCCGAACCACCACCAGCCGCUGCAACCACUGAGACAGUUAACAUCAAGCAAGAGGUGCUCAGCGAGGAGGAAAUGGAAACGGAUCAGAAUAAGCCACCCGAACUACCCAGUAGAGAAGCUCAACCUGUCUCAAUGAACUCAGUGGAAGCCACGCCACAACCAAACGUAGUUGCAGCCGCGCCUGAAGCCUUUGUGCGCUUUGUAGGCGAUACCACAAUACAGAGAUUGAGUCAAAAGCAGACGCCCAAAUUGCCCGAUACGACGACGACUACGCCGACGGCAACAGCUAAGCGAGGCUCGUUGCGAGGUGUGCCUCAUGGCCCGUUGCCCGCCUCAGCGCACUCACCAACCUCGACACCACCACCGGCGCCGUCAUCGCCCACACCGUCGACCGCGUCCAUGCCAGGCAACAGCCAACGAACAGCUGCCCAAGCCUCACCCAAGAUGCAACAGCCAGUGGGUCAACCUUUGCGCGUGAAGAGCGACAAAUCGUUGAACGAGACAACACCACAGCCCGUUCUACCAUUACCAGCUGCAACGCCCACCUCAAGUCUGCUCAAGUCCAACAUGGUGGUCAUACCCAUGGAACCGCGCAACACUAAUGGUGGUGGCGGCAGCAUUGGCAACAGCAGCAGCAGCAGUGGCUGCAAUAUCAGCAAUUCCAGUCUGAUGAGCAUACCAGUGCCACCACUGCGAGCCGUUUCUAAGAAUACGUUGCAAAACACGAAUGCGAUUACAUCUAUCACGGCUGUCCCAAUUCCAGCGUCUGCGUCUACAUUUCCCAGUAGCUCGGUGCCCCCACCGCCACUGGCGGGGCUAACCACAGCGGCAACGGCAACUAUUCGGCCAGUGACCAGCGGCACAGAGUCUGGUGGCUUGCUGGCCAGCGCUCUGAACGGUCUGCCUAGUGAUACCCUGGUUAGUGAAUCGACUCCAUCGGAACCAAUCACACCCGGCUUGGCGACUGCACUAAGUGAGCUGCUGCUGCGCCCUGGGCCACCCAAGCUGACGAUGCGUCCAUGCGGUCCACUGCAGUCGGAUGGCUCCAACAUAUAUCCAGCACAUGCUGGACCACUCUCCACCAGGCUAAAAGAGAAUGCGCACAAGAUUACGGACUACUUCAUCUCAGUCAUUGAGGACACGCUUAGCGAUCUGGCAGGAGGCGAGCCCAGUGUGCUGCAGGCCCGAAUUGCUGGACUGACGCUGGAAAACGAGCGUAUGAAGCAGCACUACGAACGGCAGUUGGCGGACUUGCAACGGUCUACAGAUCUGAUGAUCUCCGAAAUGCGCAAGACCAUGGAGCAGGAGAACAAGCGAGUGAUUAGCGAGCUCCGACAGCAUAGUACGGUGGAGCGGAUGAGAGCCGUGGAUGAAGCGAAGAAGAAGCAAUGGUGCGCGAAUUGUAUGCGCGAGGCACAACUCUAUUGUUGCUGGAACACCUCAUACUGUGACUAUCCCUGUCAGCAGAUGCAUUGGCAACGACACUCCUCCAGUUGCGGCCAAGCAGCCACGGUGCAGACGCAGGCGCAAGCGCAGGUACAGGUGCAGCCUCAAGUACAGGUGCAGGCGCAGCCUGAGGUCACAGGUCGUGGCAAGCAUAAGCAAAUGGCCAACACGACACCAAGUCCCAACCCGCAAUUGAAUAGAGCUACCGCCGUGGGAGCACCUAACAAAAAGUGGACACAUCAGCCAAUGAUAUCACUAGUGAAUCCCGUGCCGCCCGCCGCCCCCGAAAUGCUCAAAUUGCCUAACAACACAUUUCUGCGGCCUGUCUCGCUGCCCUCCACAAUGCCCGCGCCGAACAACAGCACCAUUGUCACUCCAGUCACCCUCAUCACACCCGCCACAACCACUCAUCUGGGCAAUACCACCAUGACGAAUCAGCGCAACACUCAAAUCAACUAUGGCGCCAAGCAGACGCAGCCAAUUCCCGUGCAGCAUUACAAUAUACACUUGCCCAUCACCGUCAGCAACAAUGCGCAGUUUGGACACAUUACGGAGCAGCACCAAAAGCAUGUGGCCAAGUCUACGAGUCGAGGCUCUCUCAAGGGCAGCAGCCGCGCCCGCAAUUCUAACAAUCCCAUCAACAGCAACAACAAUGCCCAGGCUAUGCGCCACAGCCAAAUAAAUAAGGGCUAUCAACAGUAACAAUUACUUCAAGUGCAAUUGUUGGAUCCAAUUGCAACGAACCGUAACACAAGCUAAAACUGGCGCAACUGUAUAAAUAUUGUUUAAACAAUUACAAUUAUAUUCAAUUAGCUAACUAGGAUUAUGGAACGCAAGUUUUAUUUUAUUGA
This is a messenger RNA of Drosophila hydei, 5544 nucleotides long. RefSeq names its product protein kinase C-binding protein 1 (gene Zmynd8). Gene Ontology annotation, molecular function: protein binding. NCBI's taxonomy places the organism in Eukaryota, Metazoa, Arthropoda, Insecta, Diptera, Drosophilidae. The record is from RefSeq and is a predicted model, not a curated record. The coding region runs from base 251 to 5395 and encodes 1714 amino acids. The transcript is spliced from 10 exons.